UGGAAGUGGGCGUGUCCGUCUUCACUACAACAUGUCGGCUGAGGCUGAAACUUUAUGCUAAAUUAAAUUAACACAGUUUCGCGAUUUUACCUAAUUUACAAGGAAUAUGUUCUGGGAGCACGCACUAAACGUAACCAGCACUUUCUCAAAGGACGUAUAUCGUUGGUGUGUAGUUUUAUUUGCGUGGGUUUUCGCAGUAGUCUUACCGGUGUAUGGCACUUCAGCAGCAAUCAACCCACAGAAAUGUCUUAUUUGGGGCUCGGGGCUGCAGGCGGACACCGUUUUACCAGUCCGCUACUUCUACAUCCAGGCAGUAGGUUCACAUGGACACAACCUUACUGCAUCUCCAGGUAAAGAUGCAUUCAAGGUGAAAAUAAGUUCCCUGGACCCAAAGGAGUACAUUCGGAUCCACGUCGCUCAACCCCUGGACAGAGAAGAUGGGUCUUUUCUGGUCAGAUACAGGCUUUAUGGGACAGCAUCUAAGGGCCUAAAGGUGGAAGUCCUUCACGGAGAUGUUCCUGCUGCAAAAUCACCAUACACUAUACAAGGUCCAGUUUACCAUGAAUACUGUGACUGCCCAGAGCCUGAUGGUUCAGCCUGGCAGAAAGAGCUGCAGUGUCCCAAAAAGGAACCCCAGAUUCUGGCAGACUUCAAAUCCUUCCCCACCGUAGACCUCCAGCGCCUUAGACAGGACGUGCCCAAAAGAUUUUCUAACCGAGGUGGCCUCAUUCAUUACGCCAUUAUUAACAACCAGAUCUACCGACGCACUCAAGGGAAAUAUACAGACUUCAAGAUGUUUUCAGAUGAAAUACUCUUGUCUCUAACUAGGAAGGUCAAAGUACCUGAUGUGGAGUUUUACAUAAAUGUCGGGGACUGGCCUUUAGAGACAAAGAGUGCAGAUGCGAGCCCUGGCCCUCUCCCCAUCUUCUCCUGGUGUGGAUCCACUGACACCAGAGACAUUGUCCUGCCCACAUAUGAGGUCACACACUCCACUCUGGAGACCAUGAGAGGAGUCACCAACGACCUGCUGUCUGUCCAGGGACACACUGGGCCUCCAUGGAUCAACAAAACAUCUAGAGCGUUUUUCCGUGGCCGGGACAGUCGAGAGGAGCGCCUGCAGUUAGUCGCUUUGUCCAAGAAACACCCUGAGCUGUUGGAUGCUGGAAUCACGGGCUGGUUCUUCUUUAGAGACCGAGAGAAACAAGUGGGCAAAGCUCCACUGGUGGGAUUCUUUGAUUUUUUCAAGUACAAGUACCAAGUAAACAUUGAUGGGACAGUGGCAGCUUACCGUUUCCCAUACCUGAUGCUGGGGAACAGUCUAGUUCUGAAGCAGGAUUCACAUUACUACGAGCACUUCUACAUCCAUCUUAAACCUGGGACUCACUACAUCUCAGUGAAGAGAGACCUGUCUGAUCUCAUGGACAAAAUACAGUGGGCCAAGGACAAUGACGAAGAGGCACAGAAGGUGGCCAGGACGGGACAGGAGGCAGCCAGAGAACUUCUUAAACCUAGCCGACUCUACUGUUACUACUACAACGCACUAUUCAUGUACUCACAACGGCAGACUGGUCAACCACAACGCCACAAAGAGAUGGAGCACGUGCCUCAGCCCAAUGACCACACUGCCAUUUGUACAUGCAAGAGACGCACGCAAGAGGAGAAACGCAGACUGAAUGAUGAACUUUGAACCACAAAAAUGUCAUCCAAUUUUAACAGUUUACAUUCCUGACAGAAUUAUUGUCAGUUGUUACAGAAUGUUACAGGGUGUUUAUUGCAACAAUCAUGCAUUUGUACGUUUUAUAUAUUAUGUUUUUUUUAAAAUACUGUGCCUGUGUUGUUUACAAAGACUAAAGACUGCCUAACAAAUUAUGUGAUGUAAUUGUUAUAAAAAUAUUUUAUACCAUUUAUUAUAGAAUUUUCUUUUUAAAUUUUCAAAUAAACACAAAAAAAUGAAUGUAUUGUUUGCACAAAUACUAAAUUAAUAAAGUAAUAAUGUAAA
This is a messenger RNA of Boleophthalmus pectinirostris (great blue-spotted mudskipper), 1999 nucleotides long. RefSeq names its product protein O-glucosyltransferase 3 (gene poglut3). Bases 107 to 1687 code for a protein of 526 amino acids. The record is from RefSeq and is a predicted model, not a curated record. The transcript is spliced from 6 exons. Lineage: Eukaryota; Metazoa; Chordata; Actinopteri; Gobiiformes; Gobiidae. Gene Ontology annotation, molecular function: glucosyltransferase activity. Gene Ontology annotation, cellular component: endomembrane system.